AUGGAGUCGAUGCCCGGAAAUCUUCGAGACGCGGGACGAGACAGCAGCUCUUCCCCAAGUUUAAAGCAGGACGCGCAGAGCUUCUCCAGCCACAGCUCCCUCAAACCGAACCAAGUGAGUGAAACAUCCUUGUACGGAGUGCCCAUCGUUUCUCUGGUUAUAGACGGUAAGGAGAGACUCUGUCUGGCACAGAUUUCUAACACCCUGCUGAAAAACUAUAGCUACAACGAAAUCCACAACCGUCGGGUGGCUUUGGGCAUCACCUGCGUGCAGUGCACGCCCGUCCAACUGGAGCUCCUGCGGCGCGCCGGGGCUAUGCCCAUUUCAUCAAGGCGCUGCGGAAUGAUCACCAAACGGGAAGCCGAAAGGCUCUGCAAGUCCUUCCUUGGGGCGCAUUCUCCCCCAAAGCUGCCAGAAAAUUUUGCAUUUGACGUGUCUCAUGAAUGCGCCUGGGGCUGCAGAGGCAGCUUCAUACCCGCCAGAUACAACAGCUCCAGAGCCAAAUGUAUCAAAUGCAGCUUUUGCAGCAUGUAUUUCUCUCCAAAUAAAUUUAUUUUCCACUCCCAUCGCACACCAGAGGCAAAGUAUCUGCAGCCAGACGCGGCCAACUUCAAUUCGUGGAGAAGGCACCUGAAACUGACAGAGAAAAAACCAUCUGAGGAUAUUAACCACGCGUGGGAGGAUGUUAAGGCCAUGUUCAAUGGGGGGAGCAGAAAGAGGACUCUACCAAUGAGCGGAUCGGGAAUGUCCUCGUCGCUGAAAUCGCAGGCCUCAUCCAGUCUGGCUCAAACAAGUUCCCCCGAGAUCCCUCACAAAACUUUACGGUGCGACGAGGAUCAGGGGAGUAAUAACCUGAGUUUAGCGGGAGGACCGCGGAGCUAUCCAGUCAUCCCAGUGCCCAGCAAGAGCUUUGGCAUGCUUCAGAAAAUCCCCCCACCUCUGUUCCCUCACCAUCCUUAUGGUUUCCCCAGCUAUGGGCUGUGUCAGAAAAAGAACGACGGGAUGCCUGAAGCGAACAAAACCAAUGUCCCUGGAGUUUUUUGGCCAGGCGCAAAGGACACUCUCUACCCUGCUUUUCCCAUGUUUUGGCCAGCAGCUGGCGGCCUGCCCAUGCCGCCCUAUCCGGGCUCCCCACCAAAACCUCCUCCAGAGCUGCCGGGCAUUCGACAAACCGAGCUUGACUUGUCGGACCAAAGCGAUCGGGGCGCAAACACACCCAAAGACAUCAACCAGCACCCUCUUCAUCAGCGGGACGGCGACGAGCGCAGUACCAGCUCCCAGUCCUCCUCCACCAGGAAUGACGAGGACAAGUCCGGAGACGAGGCCUGCCAGAGGAAAAUUAGCUACAUUUCGGCCUUCAGACCCGUUGUCAAAGACGCUGAGAGCAUCGCCAAACUCUACGGCAACCGGGACAGUUAUGGUGCGCGCCCUGGCUACCUGUCCCCGGAUUUUAUCAGCGAAAGCUCUAGUUACAGAUCGAUAUCACCGGACAGGGACAGCGUGGUGGACGACGAAGACCCGGACGUGGAUGUAGAGUCCAACCGAGGGCCGGACGAAGAGGAGCCGAUUCGGAUCUCGCCAGGUGUAGAGAUCCGUGGCUCCCCUGUGCCGGACCGGGUCUCCCCUGGUGCUGAGGAGAGCCAAGAGCAGCCUGAUGCCUCCAGUCCAGGACCAGCCGCAGCAUCACCGGAGGAUGUUCACAGCAGGUCACCAGAGGAGGACAGAGAGAUGCGCAACGACUCCCCUCUUCUCGAGGUGUACACUCAUGAAAAGGACGACCACGUGCAUCUGAACGCCCCCUCUCCUUACGGGUCCAAACAAUCCAGCAGCCCCCGCAGAUCCAACGGUGUCCAUCGCGUAUCUGAAAUACAAAAUCAACGCAAUGCAACGUCCUAUCAGGAGCAAAAAGAUAGACAAGCCGAUGGAGCUCUGCGCAUUGACAUCAGUGUUCAUGAAAGAGAUCUGGAGAACAUGGCUAAAGAGGAGUUGCAGAAGCAGCUUGUUGAACAAGUGGAGCUGAGGAAGAAGUUGGAGAGAGAGUUUCAGCAUUUAAAAGAUAAUUUUCAGGAUCAAAUGAAGCGUGAGCUGUCCUACAGAGAGGAAAUGGUCCAGCAGCUGCAGAUUGUUCGAGACACUUUGUGCAGCGAGUUGGACCAAGAGAGAAAGGCUCGUUAUGCAAUACAGCAGAAGCUGAAAGAAGCUCAUGACGCCCUUCACCAUUUCUCCUGCAAGAUGCUCACCCCUCGUCAGUGCACAGGAGCCUGCACCUUCAAACCCCCGCUGCUGCCUCCGUAAUGCUCGCCACCAUCCUGCAUCUAACACAGCACAGCCAAAAGAAUAAAAGGAAAAGAAAAGAACAACAAAUAAAAAAAAUCACAAAGCUCUCGUCUCAAGAGCUCUCAUGUUCACCGGAUUCACCUGCUUUACAGAUACGCCACUGAUUCUAGCACUCGACUGGAGUAAAUAUGUUGACACUCAGAGGAGAAGGCUUUGACAGCAACCUAUCCUCAAGAGAACUAAACUCUUGUGUUAAACAGGCCAGGAUUCACUUAACAAAGAGAUGGAGUUUUUGUUGCUAAUCAGAGGAUUGCUGAUCUGAAGCUGCAAAGUUCAAACCAAGGAGUCUUACUGAAUCAAAGCUGUCUGCUCUUUAGCUAUUCUGAAAAGAAAAAAACCCAACACUAUAUACAUAAAUAGAUAUAUACCAUGUGACAAUGUGCAAUGGCUUGUAUAAUUGUGAUAUUAAUUUAAAAAUGUAUGUCAUCAUUUAGAUUUCUUGCUUCUUUUUACACAUAUUUGUUAUUUAUCUGUUUGGUUUAACUUAUUGUUUAGAUUGUUUGUAACACUGUGUAUGUUGUUGAGCACUUUAAAUGGGUAACAUCUCUGAAUUUGACCAUGGCGUCCUGUACCAAAUUUAUUUACCGAGAACAUCUUUGUGUUUUAAAUGCAGCACAUUUUAAUAAGCACUUACUUCAGCAGCCCUUCAGCUUUGACAUGAAACAAUAAAAUAUUUCCCUCUCACAGAAUUGUGUCAUACAAACUCUGAAGUUGAGUUUAACCCAGCUGUUUCUUUUUUCUUUAUAUUCUGUUGUUACACAGACAUCUGGGAGUAAUAGCGGACUAAACCAAAACUUUUUUCUGUCUUCUGAUAAUCUUUAACAAGAAGACCACCCUGUACUGAAUAUGUAUAAACUGCCUCUGUUACAACUGCAUCUCCUUUUCUCUCAGUUGUUGAAUUUGGUUUGUGGUUUAAGAAAAAGAAAAAACUCUUGGUUUCUGAUGCAAAUUCAACAUAAUUUUCUUAUUUAUGUAUGCACCCAUGUCAAAAUGAAUAAAACUGAGAGAUACC
This is a messenger RNA of Melanotaenia boesemani (Boeseman's rainbowfish), 3349 nucleotides long. Its product is annotated as SKI family transcriptional corepressor 1 homolog-B-like. The record is from RefSeq and is a predicted model, not a curated record. Bases 1 to 2295 code for a protein of 764 amino acids. NCBI's taxonomy places the organism in Eukaryota, Metazoa, Chordata, Actinopteri, Atheriniformes, Melanotaeniidae. The transcript has 8 exons. Gene Ontology annotation, biological process: negative regulation of transcription by RNA polymerase II; negative regulation of BMP signaling pathway. Gene Ontology annotation, molecular function: SMAD binding; DNA-binding transcription factor activity, RNA polymerase II-specific; RNA polymerase II cis-regulatory region sequence-specific DNA binding. Gene Ontology annotation, cellular component: transcription regulator complex; nucleus.